Perkinsus marinus ATCC 50983 is the source of this 160-nucleotide messenger RNA. RefSeq lists its product as hypothetical. The record is from RefSeq and is a predicted model, not a curated record. NCBI's taxonomy places the organism in Eukaryota, Perkinsozoa, Perkinsida, Perkinsidae. The annotation marks the transcript as partial. The transcript has a single exon.
AGUCUACCACCGAGUGAGCUGGCGACCUCGGCUGUCCAUAUCGGCGACUUAGAGCGAGCGGCUCGAGACAGAGGGCGAGGCGAGGAGGCAGAUUAUUGGCACUGCGUAUUGGCUCUAGUGAAGGAACAAUUAGCUGCUAAGACCGAGGCUGGACCCAAAC